Molecule: messenger RNA, 984 nt
Organism: Pollicipes pollicipes
Lineage: Eukaryota; Metazoa; Arthropoda; Thecostraca; Pollicipedomorpha; Pollicipedidae
Product: histone-lysine N-methyltransferase SETD1A-like
Exons: 9
Coding region: 1-984 (327 amino acids)
Source: RefSeq, a predicted model, not a curated record
AUGGGUCUGAUGAAUGGCUGUCUGGAGCAGAAUGUCGGCUCCUCCCGAGGUCUGGAGCAGAAGGUCGGCUCCUCCCGAGGUCUGGAGCAGAGCGUCGGCUCCUCCCGAGGUCUGGAGCAGAAUGUCGGCUCCUCCCGAGGUCUGGAGCAGAGCGUCGGCUCCUCCCGAGGUCUGGAGCAGAGCGUCGGCUCCUCCCGAGGUCUGGAGCAGAAUACGCGCGCGGCGGCGGGCCUUCUGCGACUGCCGGCGGACGUCGACGUCGUGAUGAGCUACGACGUCGGCCCCGAGCCUCCGCCGCCCACCACGCCGGCCGAGCGGAAGGAGGGCUCGGAGAGUCCGGGCGCGAACGCGGGCGUGAAGUGGAGCCUGCGCUCCAUCAUGAACAAGGACCCGGCCGGCACGCCCGUCUCGUCCAUCUUCGAGGACACGCCGGCGCGCAAGCUGUCGCCGCACGAGUUCCCCAACAGCAGCGAGCCGGCCGGGCCGAGCAGCGCCGAGACGCUGGAUCUGAACGGGCACGGCGACGACAUCUCGAUCGAGGAGCUCGUCUCGCAGGUGGAAAAAUGCGACUCCAUCACACUGUCGGACGGGCCCGUGUCGAUGGAGAUGUCGGAGUCGUCCUCGUCCUCGGAGGACGAGUGCGCGCCGCCGGCCGAGCCGGCCGCCUCGGCCAGCGUGCGCUCCACCACCGGCGGCAAGAGGCCGCGGCCGCGCCUCUCCGCGCUCAGCGAGAGUGACAGCGAGAAGCUGGAGCGCUCCAAACGGCGAGCGCCGCCGCCGCCGGCCGACGGCCCGCCGCGGCGGCCCGGCCGGCCGCGUGUCAAGCUGAAGCCCUCGCCGCGGCGGCCGCCCGGCGUGGGCACCAGCGACGCCAACAAGAAGGCCACCUUCAGCCGUCUGUUCUCACGCCGGAUCAGCGGCAAGCGAGGCACGCCGCGCGGCCGGCCGACCACCUCCAGCGAGCGCAGCGAAGGCGACUUGUGA